This is a messenger RNA of Sclerotinia trifoliorum, 6139 nucleotides long. Lineage: Eukaryota; Fungi; Ascomycota; Leotiomycetes; Helotiales; Sclerotiniaceae. The record is from the annotation of a GenBank genome assembly.
AAAUUCAAACGUUACUGGAGUAUUUAUAUUCAUUCGUUUUUUUAACAAAUUUGACUUUUUUGCUUGCUCAGCACUUUCGGUCAAUCAUUUCCUUGUGAUCAUUUGAGACGGCAUUUGAUCCACUAGAUUUAAACCUUUCGUGUUCUAGAAUCUGUCUCAGCCUUCUGUCUAGCCUUCCCUAAGCUCCUGAUCAACCACCGACUUUCGAUUACACUUCAUACUCCGCAUCAUAGGCACUACUGGUACUCCUAAUCAUAGGCAAUAUACUCAUAUAUAAAGCUACCCUGUUCCUCUAACUCAAGCAUGGUCUACCAUACACAAUCAGGUUACUUGUUUGUCUAACAUACCUUGAGACAUUCAGAGCCUCGUCAUAUCUUUCUAGCGGAGGCAAAUCGACAUACUGCGAAACGGCACAGAGCUUACUGUGACCAUGGAUUUUACGAAACUACGAGCAGCUGCGCUGAACAACGGGGAUGAUGAAGAGGCUGUUACCGUUAAUACAAGAGCUUUGAUAGAUAAAGUACUAGCUAGAUACUCCGGAGAAUGGACGACCUUACGAGAAUUAAUCCAAAAUGCUGCCGACGCGCAGGCGACGACUGUUACAAUCAAAUUCGAGACCUUACCCUCGAUACAGGUCCCAACGCCGAAUACCACAAACCAGUCAGAAAUAUUGAAACAUGUUCUGUUAAACCAUACACUGAAGAGGUUAUUAGCCACCAACAAUGGGCAAGCAUUUGGAGUCAAUGAUUGGUCGAGGUUGAAGAGAAUAGCUGAGGGGAAUCCUGAUGAAACGAAGAUUGGAGCCUUUGGCGUAGGCUUCUACAGUGUUUUCGCCGAUUGCGAGGAUCCUUUUGUCAGUUCAGGAGAUCAGGCUAUGGCUUUUUACUGGAAGGGGAACUCCUUAUUUACCAAGAAGAUACAAUUGCCUCCUAGUGAAGCGAAUCCAAAUACCAGCUUCGUCCUUGACUACCGAAAUAAUACAACGCCAAUGCCGAAUCUUCUCUCUAUAGCCCAAUUUCUGGCAACAAGUUUGACGUUUGUGGCUUUACAAAAUAUUGAAUUAUAUGUGGAUGAUUACAAGAUUAUCUCAUUGAAGAAGAAAUCAGCACCAAGUUAUAAUGUACCUAUCGCAAGGGAUGUUGAAACAAGAUCGAAAGAAGGGCUCAUGAAAGUUCAAAGUCUUGAGAGAGAAAGCGUGCAGAUGGAUGCAACUUUCAUGAGUGUUGUAGGCUGGAAACCUUCCAAGCCAUCCACAUCGAAGCCCUCUUAUGAUAAUAGUUACGGGAGUUCUGAUAUACCUUCUCUCCGUACCUUCUUCUCCAGACUUACUUCAAAUAAUAGCCAGGCUCAACAAAAAGCAAAAGCAUUGCAAGAGGAAAAGGCCAUGCAAGAAGUGCUACUGGAAGAUUUAACAGCUUUGACAACUACUAAUGUCUUUUUACGCGUUACUACGGCAAUGAUCAAGACUUACAUUCAGCCAAGUUUUGCAGCCGAGUUGGAACGAGCGACCAAGAAACCACCUCCCAAGACAACCAAAUUAGCUAUCCUAACGUCAUCUUAUGAUGAAACCGAAGCAUCUGCAAAUGAUAGUCUAGUUUCGAAGAACGUCGAUGUCUUUGCAUCUGUUCUUCCAGGAAAGAAACCUGGUGGGCGAGUAUUCAUUGGUUUCCCAACUCAUCAAACCACCGGAGCGGGUAUGCAUCUCUCAGCGCCGUCAGUUAUUCCAACGGUAGAGCGAGAAUCUAUUGAUUUAAAUGCACGGUAUGUACGAACAUGGAAUCUUGAGAUGCUCAGAGUUGCCGGAAUCAUGGCGAGAUUAGCAUUUUCCAAUGAAAUGUCUGAUCUUGCUGAGAAGGUUAAACGUGCUACUCAAUCCAAUGGAAAUGGAAAUAAAGUUACGAAGCGUGAGAUUGAACAGUUUAUACCUGAAGCUGCACAUAUUCUGAAAACAUUUACGUUCGGAGAUUCUACUCCCAGUUCUCAAGUUGCACAGGUUAUCGAAGAAGCAUUCUGGACAGCGUAUAAACAGGCAUCCAUUGAAGUCUACAGCACUAGGAGUGUUCUCCCCACGACAAAGGUCCGGUUGGCUACGGAAGAUUUGAGUGGCUUUGUCGAGGGAAUCCCCGUAGUUCCAGAUGCACUCGUCAAGUCUGAGUUCGUGCAAAAGUUGAAGGACUUUGAGCUUAUCACCGAAAUUACGAUUGGUGAUGUCAAGCAGGAGCUUGAAGCAAAGGCACUUACUAAGGAGCAACUGAUCCAGUUUCUUAAAUGGGCAGGUCGUAAGGCUGUGCUGCGUGAAAUUGAUGCCCAGACUGUUCUCUCUUUAUUCGACGUUGCAGUAGCUACACUUGGGGAUGAUAGUAACCAGGGUGGAAUUAUCGCGCUGGGCAGCAUCACCAAUUAUUUGAAUGUUGCCAGGAUACCUCCCGAGGCUCCAGUUCCUCCAACGACAAUUCCCUUCGAAUUUACUCGAGAAUGUCAACCAAACGAGCUCCAGGCACUCGGAUGGGAGCCUCUUGAGAUUGUGCCGUGGUUACGUUAUUUGAUAGAAACAAAAGAUAGAAAUGGGCCUGCGCAAAACAUAACUACGACUCCACAAUUCGCGGCUAAGGUUCUUCAUAUUAUUUCAAAGUCAUGGGAAGGUAUGAGUGCCAACUCGAAAGCGAGUGUUAUAUCACUACUUUCGCCCUUGACCGUCAUUCCAACUAAGUGCGGUAUGAAGAAACCUGGUGAAGCUUUCUUCGAAAGUGUAAAGCUUUUUGAGGAUCUACCUACUCUUACAAACUGUCCAGGUGUCAAAGAAAAGUUUCUUGCAGCUAUUGGAGUACGAAAGACAGUAGAUCUGGAGACAAUUUUCAAUCGACUUCUCGCACCUAACACACAAGCUAAAGAGGGCGAGGUCUCCAAGAGCAGUCGUCACAUGGACUUGAUCAAGUAUCUAGCAUCAGUGAAGGAUGAUAUUCCGCUAGAAGAUCUCAAGAGAUUGAGAGAAUCACAAAUUUGCCCCGCUGAAGCAGGACCCCCAGGUCAAGAAUCAUCACAAGGCACUGCCCGAAUGUACAAAGUUCGUGAACUCUUCGAGCCUAAAGAUGAUCUCAGAAACCUGGGGCUACCAAUAAUCCAAUGGCCAGGGGCACAUUUCAAUUCUAGAUCAAAUGAAGGCCGUUUCUUGGCCAUGCUUGGAUUGAGAUCCUUCCCUGCCGUCCCUGAACUUAUUGAUUUGAUGUCAUCAACUGAUUUUAUUCUCCGAGACAAGGCUAUGGUUUACUUCUUAGCGAACCAUCACACUAAUGGUUAUGCGUCUUUUGAUGUCAGUGCCACUAUGAAAGCAAUUCUCCCGAUUGAAGGUGAUGAGAAACGAAGAGUUGCACCUCUGGAGUGCUUCACGAAUGAAAAGAGCUCCGUUCUUGGCUUCGAUAUCUUACGACAAGACGUUCGAAUUCAUGCCGAUAAAUUUGGUGUUGCAGUUAAUCCCUCGAUAACAGAAUGCGUCAAUCGGCUCAUCCAAAACCCACCGAAGAGUCGUCGUGAGGCCCUCACCCUUUUCGCUUACUUUUCGAGUAGACUUGGUGAACUUGGUCUCCAUAGUUGCAUCAAACUUGGUGAUUCUGCUAUUGUCCCUGUGCCUGAUCAUGGACAAACGCCGAAAGGGCUCUUUAAUGAGAUGGUGCAGCAGUCUACCAAGAUCAAGUACCUCACACCUCGACAAUGUUACUUGGGAAGUUCUUCGGAAUAUAGCAACAUUUUUGACUUUGUUGAUUUUGGAACCGAGGCCAAUGCCUUUCUUUUGAAAUGUGGGUCUAAGAAUGAGCCUACUAAAUUGGAACUUGCUGCUUUAGUUUGUCAAGAACCUGCUCGCCUUCUUGGAAUCAUGCAGAGUCCUGAAAAGUACUUGAACCUUUUAAGGUCUCUUGCAGUUGAUUUACCCAUGUUGAAAAAAGAUAAGCCUCUUUUCAGGCAAAUGAAGCUUUCUAAAUUCCUUCUUGGAUCUAAGGAAAUCUCAGCUGCAAAGGAAAGGCCAAAGUCAACCAGUCUCCUAGAUGAGCAGGAAUCUGAAGUGGAAGAACUGGAAGAUGCUCCACUCAAACAAUGGCAUUUGGAGCAGCCUAAUCAGAUUGUUGUUGUUGAUGAUUAUAAUAGCUACCGUCUCUUCAAAGAGAAUCUGAUUUGUGCACCUUUGGAGGAUAAACUGGAAGAGUUCUAUCUUGCACUCGGGUCUGCCAAUCUUAGUGAAAUUGUACAAGAAGAUCUCCGCGUUGGUGAGGCCGUUCCGUACCAAGGAGAUUCCUCCAAACUCCGGAAGCAUAUUCUUGAGAGAACAAAACUCUUCUUGCAUGAAUCACCUCGAGAGAAUGUGAGGCGAGAUAGUCGAUGGCUGGAGAAGAAUUUGACGGUAUCAACUGUAAGUGGUAUACAAGUCAGGCGGUCUUUGAGAGGUCAUAAUUUGUCGAAUACAGAGAAGAGAACUGCUGCCUGUGUCCAAGGGCGACAUGAAGGAUUGCAACUCUUGGUUACUAAUGCAUACGAUACAUAUCAAAUCAGUCAGGCUAUGUGUAAGCACUUGCUAGCUCGCCCGCAGCAACAGUCUUACCUGACAUUCGAGUCCUUCCUUACUCUAUCCUUGAUGCAAUUACGUUCUCGUGGUUAUAAUGUGGAAAGAAUUCUGAGAGCCAAGGCAGCUGAAGCUAGAAUUGCAGAAGAGGAACGCAAGCGACAGCUUGCCAUAGAGCAAGAACAGAUCAAGGAGCAAGAAAAUCAAUGGCAACAAGACCGCAAUAAACAGGCUGCUGUGGCUUCGGCAGCUGCACGAGAGGAAACCCGCCGUGAUUCUCAUGUUGCAAUGCCUGGCGCAUUUGGUUCCGAUUCCCCGUCACCACCACAGGUCAAGAAAGAGAAGAAUCGUGGAUUGUUUGCAAAUCUUACACGUCGAUUAGGUCUUGACAACAGUGAUGAUGAAUCACCAAGAUCCCCUACCACACGUGCACCAUUAUCCGAAGAUGCGCCACCACCUUAUAGCGAGACUGCUGGGCAGAAGCCACAGACAGAAAGUGUCACCUCUAACGGAGCCAUCAAACAAAACCUUCUUAAUGCCAUUCAAGCAUCUAGAGCCCAUGACUCUUCUGAUCUUUUCUCGCCCCCCUCUGCAAAUCAGGUUAAAGAACAAGCCGAAUAUUGUGAUUCAGCUUCUGGCCAAAACCUCACAUACUUUGCCGAUACUUCUAAUGGCACACGAGUCUUCACAUCCAACGAUAGGAUCAAUCCUAACGGCCCCAAUUUAACAGAUUUCUUAGCUGGCAAUGUCUCUUCUCUCAACGUUUUCGCAACUUUACUUCAUGAAGCGGCGGAUAUAUAUAAUUUGCCCCGAAAAGCUAUCCAUAUCUUUUAUGAUGACCAUGGGAAUACGAUUGCUUUUAAUAGCAAGGGCAGUAUCUUUUGUAAUUUUAGAUUCUUUGAACAGUUGCAUCUCAAGAAGCUGGAAUUGAAGGGUGGAGAGGAAAAGGUUGAGGCGGGCGCUUAUUGGUGGGUAGUACUUGCGCAUGAGUUGGCUCAUAAUUUGGUUAGUGCGCAUAAUUCGGAUCAUAGUUUCUAUACGUAAGUAUUCUCUUUCUUAUCCUUAGUCUCUUAUUGGGAGUUGGUCGCCCGGGGACGAAAUAAAGGGGGGGAUAGGAGAUGAAUGUAUCAAAACAAUGGAAUGCUAACAACAUGCCAAAUAGCGAACAACUUAUUGCGAACUACUUUCCAAAAAUGAUAGCAAGAGCAGCUAAAUACACUGCAGUAUCGCCAACACCAAGAGAGGCUACUGAAGGACGAAGUUCGAGUUCUAAUUAAUCCUAGACUUAACUUCAAAAACGAUAAACGAUUUGAUGCUGAGGCAAGGAGUUUUACUUUUUACAUAUUUUAUCAUUCUCAGGUGUACAUGGUGUAGGUGGUCUAGAACAUAUAGAUAUGUAUCAUGAUGCAGUAAGGUUUGCAUAGAUAUGGCGUUUUCAUGGAUUAGAUUAUUUUGGGGAUAUACAUACAUAGGAUAUUAAUAGUUUGGUUCGGUUUGCGUUGGGUCUUCUUUUCUGAUGGAGAAGGGUAGGAUAGAAUAUGAGAUUGUAAGUAAAUGAAUAGAUACAUAAAUUUGUGCUUCUAAAUA